Rosa rugosa (rugosa rose) is the source of this 1489-nucleotide messenger RNA. RefSeq names its product phosphoglycerate kinase, chloroplastic. NCBI's taxonomy places the organism in Eukaryota, Viridiplantae, Streptophyta, Magnoliopsida, Rosales, Rosaceae. The transcript has 8 exons. The annotation marks the transcript as partial. Gene Ontology annotation, molecular function: ATP binding; ADP binding; phosphoglycerate kinase activity. The record is from RefSeq and is a predicted model, not a curated record. Gene Ontology annotation, biological process: glycolytic process; gluconeogenesis. Gene Ontology annotation, cellular component: cytosol.
UGCUUCAAUGGCAAGAGGGUUUUCGUUAGGGUUGAUCUCAAUGUUCCUUUGGAUGACGACUGUAAGAUCACCGAUGACACUAGAGUCCGAGCAGCUGUCCCCACCAUCAAGUACUUGCUCGGAAAUGGUGCCAGAGUCAUCCUCGCUUCCCACUUGGGACGUCCCAAGGGUGUCACUCCCAAGUACAGUUUGAAGCCUCUUGUGCCAAGACUGUCUGAACUUCUUGGCAUACAAGUCGUGAAGGCUGAAGACUCUAUUGGUCCAGAAGUAGAAAAGCUGGCGGCUUCACUUCCUGAUGGUGGUGUCCUUCUUCUUGAAAAUGUGAGAUUUUACAAAGAGGAGGAGAAGAACGAUCCUGAGCAUGCAAAGAAGCUCGCCUCUGUAGCUGAUCUUUUUGUCAAUGAUGCAUUCGGAACUGCACAUAGAACCCAUGCUUCAACUGAGGGUGUAACAAAAUUCUUAAGGCCAUCUGUAGCUGGUUUUCUUUUGCAGAAGGAACUCGACUAUCUUGUUGGGGCAGUAUCAAACCCAAAAAAGCCAUUUGCAGCCAUUGUUGGUGGUCCGAAGGUCUCAUCCAAGAUUGGAGUGAUCGAGUCACUGUUAGAGAAGGUUGAUUACUUAAUUCUCGGUGGAGGAAUGAUCUUCACAUUUUACAAGGCACAGGGUAUCUCAGUGGGUUCAUCUCUGGUGGAAAAGGAUAAGCUAGAACUCGCUACAUCACUCAUUGCAAAGGCCAAGGCAAAGGGAGUGUCUCUUUUGCUACCCACUGAUGUCAUAAUUGCAGACAAAUUUGCUCCUGAUGCAAACAGCAAGAUUGUUCCAGCUUCAAGCAUCCCUGAUGGGUGGAUGGGAUUGGAUAUUGGACCAGACUCUAUUAAGACAUUCAAUGAUGCACUUGAUACCACUCAAACCAUCAUUUGGAACGGACCAAUGGGAGUGUUUGAGUUUGACAAGUUUGCAGUAGGAACAGAGGUACUGUUGUGAAGCGGAAAUGAGGGACGCUGUUGCGUGAUCUAGCCCAGCCAGGUGAUGAAAUCCUUGUAGCGAGGGGUGGACAAGGAGGGAUUAGCUUGGUAGAAAUGCCAGAGCGUAGCAAGAAAAAGUUGAUGGCUGUGACCACUAAUGUGAUGAGAGAUGAUAGUGAUAAGGGCCUUGGAUUACAAGUUGUGAAAUAUUUGGCUGCCAAAUAUGAAGAGCUAGGGUGUGAAGUGAAAUGGAUGGGCAAGCCUGAUAAGGUGAUCUAGUCACAUUGGUCUGGUUACCGCUGUUAACUUCACUUCAUGCGAACCUUUAGCUUAAUACAUAUUUCUCUUGCACUUGACUACCAAGAUGAAUUUUGAGCAAGGCUAGUUUUUGCUCUGAAGCAAAGUUUGGUGUUGAAAUUUUGUAGAUUGUUGCUCAUAUGUUUCUAGGCUAGCUUUUGUAGGUUUUGGGGUUUUCUUUUGUGACAUAUGUUCAAUCAUGAAUUUGGAAAGAAAAUUAAUGGAAA